AUUAGUACCUACUAAUUGUGUGUACUGUCCACAGAUGAGUGUGGCGUUAUUGUCGACUAUAUUUACUAAGUUAGCGAUAAAUGAAAAUUAUAUUACUGUAAUAUGUUCGACGACGACGCCAAUUUCAUAAAUAUCUUCAGAGGGAAACGCAUUAAAUUGACCCUCAGGACGUCGUCUUACCUGGGCGUCGUGCAACGCAUUGAUGCUAACAAGGCACUGGUCCUUACGGAAGUUUCAGUCAUAAAUGGCGGCAACUGCUGUAAAAUUUCCGGUUCAAGAUUGUUCUUUGGUCGUGACAUUCUUAAUGUUGAGUUUACCGAUGAAGAGGACACAGAGCAUGGAAAUAUUCCUGAAGACCUGGAAGAGCACUUGAAGGUGAAAAAGUUCCAGCCAUACAGAAAGUCUGUUUACCACGAUGAAGAUGAAGAAUGCAUCAACUUUGAAGUUAUUGAUGAGUUUCAUGACAAAUUCGGAUCUGCUGUGAUGAACAUCAAGAAGCAGCAUGUGGUUGGCGUGGGGGCUGAUGGGGUCGCGAUGUACAAUCACGGGAGAUUGUGUUGGCUUCAGAUUGCCACAAAAAACAAAGUCUAUCUAUUUGACAUCCUGUUGCUUGGAGCGCGGGCCUUUAAAAAUGGUCUUUCCAUGAUUCUCGAGAAUAAGCACAUACUGAAGGUAAUCCAUGACUGCAGAGCUAUUGCUGGAAGUCUGAUGACACAGUUUGGAAUAAAGCUGAUGAAUGUCUUUGACACACAGGUGGCAGAUGUCAUGUGCUUCCACUCUGAGACGGGAGGCUUCCUUCCAGAUAGAGUGAGCACUCUUCACGAGGUGGUGGGCCUCCACUUGAAGGUGCCCUCCUCCCAGCUCUUGUCACUAAAGACCAAGUCCCAGCUGACGAAGGAGGAAACCGAGUUGUGGUACAAGCGUCCGUGUCCCACACCCAUGCUGAAGGUGUUGGCGCUAUCAGUGAUCCACUUGCAGCCUCUCAGACUGGUACUGCUAGAUACUCUCUUGACAGACUACAUGACCCUGGUGGAUACCUACCUCACUAACAGCCAGUACCCGCUUGAUAAUUUGGAGAGCAUAAAUAUGGAGAGUGUGUUUGAAUUACCCUCAGAGCUCAGGCAGCUGGAGCAGAUGCGCCUUGAGCGUCGGGAGUGUGCCGCCAAACACUACCCAGUCACAGAUGAAGGCCUGUUGACUCGCUUCAGUCCUGAAACUGGGUCCCCAAUCCAGACCACACCUGUGGAAGAGGAGCACAAAUGCACUGGACCAACUGAGGAAUCACCAGCACCAGAAGCAGAUCAAAAGCAUCCAUUCACACACCUCUUUGAUGUCAAUGAUGUUGCUUCUGUGAAUGAGGCCGCUCAAGAUCCAGCCUCAAGCACCUUGUCUGCCCCCAGGAGGCAGAUACCUUUCAGCACUCCCCCCUCUCGGGGUGUAGGUAGAGGAUUCACAGCACUACUGAUGGGAGUGAUGGGUCGAGGAAGGCACUUUGGGAAGGAACAAUCGGCGAGUGAGCUAAUACCUCCCCAUCAUGAGAACAGCAGCACAAAUCACGAGAGGGAGAAGUGGGGGCAACAUAGUCUUUGGGAUUGACGCAGCAACUUCCUGCUCAGACCUCAAACAAUACUGCAGUUCCUCGAGUUUGUUGUUCCACAGUUUAACCAUUAGAUGGCAGUAAAUGUUGGCUUUUUGUUCAACAUGUGCAAGGCGAGUUGAAGAACUUUAUUUCCAGGCAUGCAUGUGUGCUCCUGUAUUUGUUCAUUGUUAUUAUGCCUGUUUUGAGUUUCUUAAUGACGACAAGUUUAAUGUUAAAUAUGAUUAUAAUUAAAGUAUUUUCAGAUGUGA
Dunckerocampus dactyliophorus (ringed pipefish) is the source of this 1848-nucleotide messenger RNA. It is a transcript of the gene exd1, whose product is annotated as exonuclease 3'-5' domain containing 1. Bases 103 to 1596 code for a protein of 497 amino acids. The transcript has 11 exons. NCBI's taxonomy places the organism in Eukaryota, Metazoa, Chordata, Actinopteri, Syngnathiformes, Syngnathidae. The record is from RefSeq and is a predicted model, not a curated record. Gene Ontology annotation, biological process: nucleobase-containing compound metabolic process. Gene Ontology annotation, molecular function: nucleic acid binding; 3'-5' exonuclease activity.